AUGUCUGCAACUAAAACUCAAACAGAAUCAACACAAUUGUCCGUCAAGGCCUCUUCAAUCAAGCAUGCGUUAUCUGACGUUGUUAAAGAAGAUGAUUGGUCUGAUUUCGCAUUCGAGGCGAUUAGAGAAGCAACUGUCUCUCGUGCUAUGACAUCUCGUUACUUUAAAGACUUAGACAAGUUCGCCGUUUCGGAUGUAGUCAUUGUCGGUGCUGGUUCCAGUGGUCUAUCAGCAGCUUACGUCAUUGCAAAGAAUAGACCAGACUUAAAAAUUGCUAUAAUUGAAGCUAACGUUGCACCUGGUGGUGGUAGUUGGUUAGGAGGUCAACUCUUCUCAGCAAUGAUUAUGCGUAAGCCAGCAGACUUAUUCUUGAAAGAAUUGGGUAUUCCUUUUGAAGAUGAGGGCACUUAUGUGGUUGUUAAACAUGCUGCUUUAUUCAUGUCCACCGUUUUGAGCGAAGUAUUGAAGUUCCCAAACGUGAAGCUAUUCAAUGCAACUGCAGUUGAAGAUCUAGUUACUAGACCAACUGAAGACAAAUCUGGAAAUGUCACGGCUGCAGGUGUGGUUACUAACUGGACUUUAGUUACCCAGGCACACGACUUACAAUCCUGUAUGGAUCCAAAUGUUAUUGAACUUUCUGGUUACAAGGAAGAUGGUUCUAGAGACUUCUCCCAAAAGCACGGUGUUAUUUUGUCCAGUUGUGGUCAUGAUGGCGCUUUCGGUGCAUUCACUGUAAAGCGUCUAGCUUCAAUUGAUAAGCGUAACACUUAUGGUGGUAUGAAAGGAUUGGAUAUGAACAGAGCAGAAGCUGCUGUGGUUAAGAAUGCAGGCUCUUAUGACGGUGUUGCUAACAUCUAUUUUGCAGGUAUGGAAGUUGCAGAGUUGGCAGGUUUAAACAGAAUGGGUCCAACCUUCGGUGCAAUGGCUGUUAGCGGUAUUAAAGCUGCUGAGGAAAUCUUGAAGCAUUUUGCAAACUAG
Molecule: messenger RNA, 978 nt
Organism: Kluyveromyces marxianus DMKU3-1042
Lineage: Eukaryota; Fungi; Ascomycota; Saccharomycetes; Saccharomycetales; Saccharomycetaceae
Gene: THI4
Product: thiamine thiazole synthase
Exons: 1
Coding region: 1-978 (325 amino acids)
Biological process (GO): thiamine biosynthetic process
Source: RefSeq, a predicted model, not a curated record